Messenger RNA from Triplophysa rosa, 659 nucleotides. RefSeq names its product NME/NM23 nucleoside diphosphate kinase 2a (gene nme2a). The coding region runs from base 77 to 538 and encodes 153 amino acids. Gene Ontology annotation, molecular function: nucleoside diphosphate kinase activity. NCBI's taxonomy places the organism in Eukaryota, Metazoa, Chordata, Actinopteri, Cypriniformes, Nemacheilidae. The transcript is spliced from 5 exons. The record is from RefSeq and is a predicted model, not a curated record. Gene Ontology annotation, biological process: UTP biosynthetic process; GTP biosynthetic process; CTP biosynthetic process.
UUGGUCAUGGAUUAGUGAAUACAACCGUGCGUGUGGAAUAACGUUAAGACUCGUGGACAUCCGUCAAAUAAUCAUUAUGUCUGCAAACGAGGAGCGCACUUUCAUUGCCAUUAAGCCAGAUGGCGUGCAGAGGGGUUUUGUAGGAGAGAUCAUCACGCGAUUUGAACAAAAAGGGUUCAAGUUAGUUGCUUUGAAAUUGAUCCAGGCCAGUGAUGAUCUUCUCAGAGAGCACUAUAGUGACCUGAAGGACCGGCUGUUCUUUCCUGGACUUGUCAGUUACAUGUCCUCUGGCCCUGUGGUUGCCAUGGUGUGGGAGGGUUUUAAUGUUAUCAAAACUGGUAGAGUAAUGCUUGGGGAGACUAAUCCCAUUGACUCCAAGCCUGGGACGAUCCGGGGUGACUUUUGCGUACAGGUUUCUCGGAACAUCAUCCAUGGCAGUGAUUCUGUAGAAAGUGCCAACGCCGAGAUCAACCUGUGGUUCAAACCAGAAGAACUCUGUGACUACUCGAAAUGUCAGCAUAACUGGCUCUAUGGCUGAACAUUUUUCUGCACAUCUUCCUCCGUUUCAUUUUCACUGUUUCUGCUGAUUGUCUUUAUAGUAAAAACAAAAACUCAUUUGUUACAUAUUAUGAAUAAAUUUAGAGUGAGAAGGAACUAAA